UAGAUAUAGAUGAUGAAUCUAUAACACAAGAAGUAAUUAAUGCAGUUGGUAAAGAUGGCUAUAGAAAUAUUAAUAAUAUAUUGUAUUAUUUGGUUCCUAACCUUGUUCAAAAAGGCAUCUUGAAUCCAGAUCAGCCCAUAAUUAAUCUUCAAAUCUCUGGAGAUGGGCGAAACGUAGGAAGGAAAGUAAAACAUGUAAUCAUCACAGUGGCUAUUUUAGAUGAUAAAAAUACUUCACACAAACCAGAUCAUCAUUAUACGACCAUACUCUAUCCUGGAUGUGAAGAUUACAACUCUCUAUCAAAUGCAAUGACCCAAUUCUGCCAUGAUCUAAGAAAUUUAAAAGAAGGACUGGUAAUUGAUAAUGUAAAGUGGAAUUUUCAAUUUUAUUUUUCGUCUGACUGGAAGUUCUUAGCAAUCUGUUUGGGAGAUCUAUCAAAAGAAUGGAAGAUUAAUAAAGAAAUAGAUAAGUUAGUUGAACAAAAUAAUUACUAUAAAGGACAUAUAAGAAAACCACUUUUUGAUAUGAUACCUCUUAAUCACUGGGUUCCUGAUGAAUUGCACAUUAUGCUUAGAAUUACUGAUCGUUUAUGGAGUCUUGUGAUAGCAGAAUUAACAGAAUAUGGUUUGUUUAAUGAUACUGCACGAAAGAUAAUUGUAGAGGAAAUGAAAAGAAUUAAAGUUAAGUUUCAAUUCUGGCAAAUUCAAGAAUCUAAAACUUGGAGCUACACAUCAUUAAUGGGAAAUGAUAAGAUCAAA
Molecule: messenger RNA, 758 nt
Organism: Rhizophagus irregularis DAOM 181602=DAOM 197198
Lineage: Eukaryota; Fungi; Glomeromycota; Glomeromycetes; Glomerales; Glomeraceae
Source: RefSeq, a predicted model, not a curated record